AUGGUGAAAAUCGGCUUAAUUACAGACCGGCAGCGAAGACCCUUAAAGCUGAAGGGACACUGGAACCAGGGAGAGGCUGGCUCACUGAGCUUCAGUCCCCUGGAGGAGAGAUCAUCGUUGCCCCAACUGAGGCCCUCUCCGGCGGUGAGCAGGGCAUAGCGGCCGCUGCCCCGCUCUCCUGCAACACCAUACCCAGCCUGAGCCAUGACCCUGAACGGACUCGGCCCUGUUCCCCCCCCUAUGGACCGGGGGGGUGAUCCCGGUCCCCACCCCAAGGCCCUGACUCGGGUGCAGCGGCUGAGGUCGGGGGGCACGACAGCAACGAUCAAGAUGUGCGCAGGAGACAUGGGGAAGCCUGGAUUGCUACCCGAGCCUGCGGCCGACAACGCAACUCCCACAUCCAGGCCCUGCCACACAGGCCACUCACCAACCUCAGCAGGGAGUCAGACCUCGGGCUCACCUUAUACUCAGCCUGUAAGCACACGACCCCAGCAACGACGGCACAACAUCGCGGCUCACACCAGCCCCGGAGGACCGCACGAGACAAGCACUACGGACCUCGGCUGCACCUCCUGA
Molecule: messenger RNA, 576 nt
Organism: Pelobates cultripes (western spadefoot toad)
Lineage: Eukaryota; Metazoa; Chordata; Amphibia; Anura; Pelobatidae
Source: the annotation of a GenBank genome assembly